AUGCGCAGCAUCAAUGGCCAGCUGUACGCCCCGCUGCAACAUGUCAGUGCCGUGCUUCGUGGUGGAGCUGCUGCCAAAGCGGGCUUGCUGAAAGGCGAUCGCAUCCUGCAAGUAAAUGGAGUAAAUGUGGAGGGUUCAAUGCACAAACAGGUUGUGGAAUUGAUAAAAGAUGGCGGCGAUCAGCUAUCGUUGGUUGUGAUUUCGGUGGAUGCUGUCGAUGCGGAACGCUUCGAAGGCGGCCUCAUCGAAGAAAGUUCUGCCAUCUAUAGGUAA
Molecule: messenger RNA, 273 nt
Organism: Gongylonema pulchrum
Lineage: Eukaryota; Metazoa; Nematoda; Chromadorea; Rhabditida; Gongylonematidae
Source: the annotation of a GenBank genome assembly